CCGAGACAGUGCAGAAGCAGCUCGCCAUACUUGCACACGGCUUCGUGGCUGAAUGCGGAGAACCUGCGCGGUGGCAUCGUUGAAGAGGGUUGCAGCGGACGUGGUGGACAUUCCAACCAAGAUUGGGGCGAUGCAAGAAGCUUCGUCAUUUGUCGUGUUGACCAUACUAAUCACAAGCCAUUCAAGGGUUGAAUGCGGCUUGUGCCGGUCGUCAAGUGCAUGUAAACGCGUAGUAUAGUGCACCCAAGACCAUCCAUAAUUGCCACGUGCAUGGUAUAUUCCGAUCGUGCUCCAUUCGCCCACCGAUACGAUCCAUCGAUCGCUGUCACCUCCCCACUGACUGCAACGUGUAGCGCUCGAGUGCAAGAAUAGGCCAGACCAAGCCAUUGAAACAACCAAUUCGUUGGCCUUUCUGCUCGACGGGCAAGCUCGGGCCGCCACGAUGGCACCGCUUCCAUCCGCGCGCUCUGAUUGGCUGAAAUCAGAUCUUACACAGCCAUGUUGGCGCGCCAUGCUGCCACGUCCAAACUUAGCUUCGCGCUGUGUGCCUCUACGAUUGGCAUUCGCCAUUCGACGUGGUCACUGCACGCGACGUCCCUACCCGCGUACUCACUUGCAUCCAUGCAGCUCUCAACGAUCCUCUUGUGGUUUUUACCGGUGACGCUCGGGCACCUCUGCGUCGUGCCCCCGUAUUCGUACACGUCCAAUUCAGACCCGGCGCUCGCAACCGCGCUGGGAGUGCUCCAGCAAAGCCCGAUUGGCACGUGGGUCAAUGACAAUGGUCACAACCCGGUGCCCGACGUCCUCGCAAAGUGCGACAAUGGGGCUGUCCCCAUCUUUAUCAUUUACGGUCUCCCGAACAAGGACUGCGCGGCGGGCUACUCGGGCGGCGGCAACAACAAAAACACUGAAGAGUACGCGUCUUGGCUUCAAACGAUCGUGUCGACGGUCGGGUCCCGCGAGGUCAUUUACAUUGUCGAACCCGACGCGCUCGGGCUCCUCUCGCAGCAAGGGUGCGCCGUCAACCUCGCAUACGAAGCCAACUUGAAGACUGCCGUGGAAGUCCUGAGUCAAAACACCAACGCACACAUUUACGUCGACGUCGCGGGUUGGGCCACCGAGUCGGUUGCUAUCUCGGUGCUCCAGGCACUCAAAACAGCCGGUCGCCUCGCAGGCAUCUCGAUCAACACGUCCAACUACCAGUCCAACGACGCUAUGCUGCGUGUCUGCAGCACGUACUCGAGCGCGACAGGUGGUCUCCACUGCGUCAUUGAUACGUCCCGCAACUACCGCGGGUCGCCGCAGAACGAGUGGUGCAAUGCUAAGUCGGCCGGUAUCGGCGCGCCGCCAACCGAAACGACCAAUCAUGAGCUCGUCGACUAUUACCUCUGGCUCAAGGUACCUGGUGAGAGCGACGGACAGUGCACGGACAGCGGGCGCUCUUCAGAUGCGAUGGCGGGCCCCGGCGCCGGUCAGUUUUUUACUCAAGUGUUUACGUCGCUUUGGAACAAUGGCUACUACGUCGCGCAAGGCGCCGCACCGAUCGGUGGCGCGCCGCCCCCGUCCACUGCAGCCCCCGUUCCGGCGCCACCGCCGGCAACCACGGCCCCCGUGGUGACCCCAACACCUGCGUCCGAGACGACACCGGCCCCUGCACCCUCGACACCAACACCGACAACACCGACGACGCCAACACCGACUACGCCAACACCGACGACACCGACACCAACGACAGAUGCACCGAAGACACCAACGACGGAUGCACCCACGUACCCGACCCGCGAAUCGGACAGCGACGACGACGAUUACCCGUGCGAAAUUGACGAGGACAACAUUGCUACGAUGCCGCCGCGCACGACGCCACCGCCGCCGACGGAAGCGAAGGCUGAGAACGUGACCACGCCGGCGCCCGCGGCCGUCAACUUGGCGGCGCAGAUGCAAUCGACUUCCGCAGUCGAGUCGCCACCGACGCUGCUUUCACCGGGUGGCACCGUCGCGAUCGCUCUCGCCGUGAUUGCGCUCGUCGCGCUCGUCGUCUUCUCUGUUUUUAGCGUGCGUCGGCAUCGCAAGCGCUUUGGUGACCGCGAUGACCAAGUCGUGGCGCUCGAUUCGACGGGCAUUGCUGUAUUGCUGUCGACACCGGCUGCCAAACUCUAAGCGGCGUCGACGGUCGACCAUAUUCCUUUCCGGCAUACAAGGACAUGGUAACAACAGACGCAGUUGCUCUUUCACGAUAGUAUGUGUGUACGAGAUGUAUCACAAAUAUUUCUUUCAAAUAUCUUUGUCGGCGGUGACGAAUCUCUCGUUCGCGUUUAAACA
Molecule: messenger RNA, 2319 nt
Organism: Saprolegnia diclina VS20
Lineage: Eukaryota; Oomycota; Saprolegniomycetes; Saprolegniales; Saprolegniaceae
Exons: 1
Coding region: 499-2157 (552 amino acids)
Biological process (GO): cellulose catabolic process
Molecular function (GO): hydrolase activity, hydrolyzing O-glycosyl compounds
Source: RefSeq, a predicted model, not a curated record